GAUAAAAUACACCCGAUUUCAGUGAAUUUCGGAGAAAAAAACAAAACCGAUUUAAAAAUGUCAAAAAUCUUUAUGAUUUUGAUAUGGUCAUCAAUAAUGAUUCAUUUGAUCAAUGGUCAAUCAAAUCAUACAUCACCUUCGAAUCGUAUUCGUGAAAAGAAACAAAGUAAAACAGAUGAUAAUCAACAACAUGUAUCAUCCUUAUCGCGAAGGCCAUCAUCAUCAUCAUCACAACGAAUGAAUUUUGCCAUCAAAUCAGCACAUGGUUCACAAAAUGGUUUCGGUAUGGGUGGUGGUGGUCUUGUACAAUCGGUUUAUAAUAAAAUUCAAAAUUCGGAUGGUACAAAAUCUUCUCCUGGUGGUGGUCCAUCAAAAAAAGUUCCAGAUAAUGAUGAUCAUGGUGGUGGUGGUGGCGGGGGUGAUCAUGAACAAAUCGAUCAAAAAACAUUGAAUAAAAUCAAAGAAAUUAUCAAUGCUGCUGUUCGAACAAGAUUUUCAAUCGAAACAAAAGAAGCCGAUUUUGAUGAAGAUGAUCAACAAACACCACAAGUAAUUGAAAUUGGUGGUUCGAAUCUACCUAUAGAAAUUCAUUUUAAAUCAUCAGCAAGUCGUAUAAAUAUCAAACAAACUCACGAUACAGAUGAUGAUGAUGAUAAUCAAACAAUUGGACCAACAAAAAUAACAUCCAAACCAACAAGAAUUUUACACGAAAUACAUAAACCAAUUAUUGCUGAAUAUCGUGAAAUUAUAACACCAUAUCGAAAAGUUUAUCAAGAAAUACAGCCGGUUAUGGAAGAAAUUCAUACAGUAGUUACAAAAGGAAAAUCAUCCAAACGUAAACAUCCAACUGGACAUGGUGGUAGUACAAAUUCCAAUGAUAAUCAUGGUGGCGAUGGAACAAAAAGUACUUCAAAUUCUGCGUACCAAAGCGGAUCAUCAUCAAAUUCUGGUGGUUCAAAAGGAGGAAGUGGUAAACAAAAGAAAAGACCAUCAUCAUCAUCAUUAUCAUCAUCAUCAUUGGAAGAAAAUAUUCGUCAAGUUUUAGAACGAAUGAAUGAACGACCACAACAACAACAACAACAAAUAUCAACAAAUAUGGAAGAUUUAAAUCUAGAACAAUUAGAACAAUCAGAUCAAUUUGAGCCACAACAAGAAAAAAUACCGGAAUCUCAACCACAUCAACAAAAACAACCGCAACAGCAACAAGAGGUGGAAAUGGACGAUGGUGAUGAUGAAGAUUCGAUUUAUAAAAUUCGUCAACAACCAUCAUCAUCAUCAUCAUCAUCAGGAUCAAGAAAUAAUCCAGGUAGCCGUAAAGGUUAUGGUCGACGAAAAAAACGAUUAAUAGUUCAUUAGUUUGUAAAAAUUGUAUCAUCUAACAAAAAAAAACAUUUGUAAUCUCAUUGUAUUUAUUGAUCAUUUUUUUAAAGCUUGAAAAUAAACAACCUUUUUUUCUCAAA
Molecule: messenger RNA, 1460 nt
Organism: Dermatophagoides pteronyssinus (European house dust mite)
Lineage: Eukaryota; Metazoa; Arthropoda; Arachnida; Sarcoptiformes; Pyroglyphidae
Source: RefSeq, a predicted model, not a curated record